Funneliformis geosporum is the source of this 340-nucleotide messenger RNA. The record is from the annotation of a GenBank genome assembly. Lineage: Eukaryota; Fungi; Glomeromycota; Glomeromycetes; Glomerales; Glomeraceae.
AGCAUCCGAUAAACCUUAUAACCCUUCAAAAACUUUCUCAGAACAUUUUAUGGAUUUUUACCGUGACACUACAAUUGAGGACUGGACGUGUGCAAACUUGGUAGAGCAUUAUCACGCAAGGUCUGGGCAAAAGGAUCUCAAAAAAGUAAUGGAUUAUAUAAAGAAGGACCUCCAGAAAGUGGCAGAUGUUGAUUCUGAAUUUGAAGUAACGCGCAAAGGAAAAGCUCGAGAGAUCCUUGACGAUUGGAAGCGCAAGCUGGGACUCUUGGUCUCCAGUGAUGAAUUCUUGGUUCGACGCUUAGCGCAAGCUGGGACUCUUGGUCUGAAGGAUAGUUCCUAG